Messenger RNA from Aplosporella prunicola CBS 121167, 258 nucleotides. RefSeq lists its product as uncharacterized. Bases 1 to 258 code for a protein of 85 amino acids. The record is from RefSeq and is a predicted model, not a curated record. The transcript is spliced from 3 exons. Lineage: Eukaryota; Fungi; Ascomycota; Dothideomycetes; Botryosphaeriales; Aplosporellaceae.
AUGCACGUCAAAGCCCUCGUUCUCACCGUCCUCCUGACCGCCGCGCUCGGAGAAGCCCGAUGGGACGGUAAAUGCACAAAGAACGGAAAAUGCAAGCACCUCUUCAUGAAAUUCUCCUGCGACAGGGGCACCUCGUGCAAGGGAGCUGAAGGCCGCCCUUGCAAGAUAGAUGGUAUAGUGCCGGCGUAUUAUGUUGAAUGCCCUAUUCAGGUUGAGCCGGAACCGUAUGGUGAUGAAGUUGCUGAAGAAAAUGAUUGA